AUGCCAGGGUCUUUUCUCACCGAGCCACAAGACCAUCCAAGGCCCGCGGUUCCGGGCCCAUCUUCGCUUUUUUCUGACCAGGAGUCUUUGAAUCUGGCUGUGGAAAGAGAGUUUCAGACGAUUUUUGCUUCCAAGGAGCUUGGCGCUUCCAAAACAGCUGCACAGAAACAUCUUAUUGGACAGCUAGAUACACUUACGUAUCUCAUUAUAGGAUACCAGUUUCUUAGGUACACCCAUGGCUCGUGCAUGCCACCAACAUUGGCUCAUCUCUUAGUGCAGUUUCUGCUUUACUCUCGCCACUUCACCGCCAUGGGGCCGGGAAGUGGGCGCCAAAUCUUUGCAGAAUACCUCAACUCUCGAGAACAGCACUUCCAGGCCGCGGGCCUCUCAUUCGACCGGCAGCAAAUCAUCGAUUUCAUUUUCCUGCGAAUGCGCAAUGUGAUCCUAUGGAAGUUCUUGGUAUGCCUAGUGUAUCACACGCUUCUCGUUGUGCUUUAUCUUCGGCCUUUAGCGAACAAAGAUCGCCUUCAUUUCUUGCAGAACGGCUCCUGGUACUUUGUGUCUUUUGUGGGUGAAGAGAUUUCACGUCACAACCUAGCUUCAAGUUCCUGGUGGCUCCAGCUCUGGCAGUUGGGACUCUUUGGCCUCUUGGGAAUGGACGUGGUGAUUUUGAUCUUUCAGCUAAUUUUGUACCAGAGCAUAUUUCUCCAGUCCACAAUUUCGCCUAAAGGCCUUCGUCUUAACGAGGCUGAAUGUGAUAUUCUAAGGGCUGAAGGCCCAGGUCCAGGUCUUGGAAUCGACACAACUAGCGACGGCGUGCCUGACAUCUUCCACAUAAAGCUUUAUGAGUCCUUGGGUGAAGACCCCUUGGCUGAGUUUGACUCAUAA
Molecule: messenger RNA, 888 nt
Organism: Metschnikowia bicuspidata var. bicuspidata NRRL YB-4993
Lineage: Eukaryota; Fungi; Ascomycota; Pichiomycetes; Serinales; Metschnikowiaceae
Exons: 1
Coding region: 1-888 (295 amino acids)
Source: RefSeq, a predicted model, not a curated record